AUGCAACAUCCCCGAGACACCCAUCUCACUGUUGUUAAGAGGAUCUUCCACUACCUCAAAGGAACCAUUAAUCUUGGUCUCCAUUUCAUUUGGGCUCCCAUCACUACUCUUCGUAGCUAUUGUGAUGCCGAUUCGACCGGAUCCAAGGAUGAUCGUCGUUCAACCACUAAUUUUGCUAUCUUCAUGGCCAAUAACUCGUUAUCUUGGGAAGCCAAAAAACAAGCUACUAUCUCACGUUCAACAGCUGAAGCUGAAUAUCGUGCACUCGCUACAACUAUAGUUGAACUUAUAUGGUUCCUGAAUCUCCUUCAGAGCAUUGGGUAUUCAACUUCUACUCCUACAUUGUAUUGUGAUAACAUCAAUGCAAUCAACAUGGCCAAAAAUCUUGUUUUCUACGAGUCAAUUAUCAUCACGAAUAACUUGUUACAAGUAUUCGUUGUUUUUAGUGACUUUUAA
Messenger RNA from Juglans microcarpa x Juglans regia, 456 nucleotides. RefSeq lists its product as uncharacterized. Bases 1 to 456 code for a protein of 151 amino acids. The record is from RefSeq and is a predicted model, not a curated record. Lineage: Eukaryota; Viridiplantae; Streptophyta; Magnoliopsida; Fagales; Juglandaceae. The transcript has a single exon.